AGAUACCAUGGCCGAGCCAAAUCUGAAGCUUCAUGUUGCAGUGUUCCCAUGGUUAGCUUUAGGUCACAUGAUUCCUUACUUGCAACUCUCAAAGCUCAUAGCAAGGAAAGGCCAUACCGUCUCCUUUAUCUCCACAGCUCGUAACAUUUCACGUCUUCCCAAUAUAUCCUCCGACCUUUCCGUGAAUUUCGUGUCUUUGCCUUUAAGUCACAACGUCGACCACCUCCCAGAGAACGCUGAGGCCACCACUGAUGUCCCGGGGACACACAUAGCCUAUCUCAAGAAAGCGUUUGAUGGGCUUUCUGAAGCUUUCUCAGAGUUUUUAGAAGCUUCCAAACCAAACUGGAUAGUGUAUGAUAUCUUGCACCAUUGGGUCCCACCUAUCGCUGAGAAGCUCAGCGUGAGACGAGCCAUCUUCUGCACGUUCAACGCAGCUUCCAUCGUCAUCAUCAGUGGGCCAGCAUCAGUCAUGAUUCAUGGUCAUGACCCUCGAAAGACCGCUGAAGAUCUUACCGUGCCUCCACCAUGGGUCCUGUUUGAGACCAACAUAGUUUACCGUCUCUUUGAGGCUAGGAGGAUCGUGGAGUAUCCCACGGCAGGUGUAACUAGGCCUGGGAUAAAUUGGGUUUGGCUUACGUUGGCUCUGAGGUUAUUGCGAUUACUGAGCCAUGGUUCAGUUGGUGGGUUUGUUACUCAUUGUGGGUGGGGAUCAGCUGUGGAAGGGCUUAGCUUUGGUGUAUUGGUGCUUCUGUGGCAGAGACAAUCAGACAGCUUGGAAAUUUCAAGGAAUGAGCGAGACGGGUUGUUCAUGAGUGCUUCUGUGGCAGAGGUUGUUGUGGAAGAAGAAGGAAAGAUCUACAGAAACAAUGCUGCAUCUCACAAGAGAUUGCAAGAUCAUUAUGCGGAUGGUUUUAUCGAGUUUCUGGAGAAUCCUAGAGCUGGAGUGUAUAGCAAAUAAUGAAGAAGUUUACAGUCUUCUCUGUCAACGUCAGCGAGAUGUGUAAUAAGAGUUGAGAAUAUAAGGCACAAUCAAU
Messenger RNA from Arabidopsis lyrata subsp. lyrata, 1034 nucleotides. Its product is annotated as UDP-glycosyltransferase 91B1. Lineage: Eukaryota; Viridiplantae; Streptophyta; Magnoliopsida; Brassicales; Brassicaceae. The record is from RefSeq and is a predicted model, not a curated record.